UACACACUGGUACACGGCAUGGUGGGAGCGUCGCAAAUGCCGAAGAACGGACAAACUGUAGUCUCCCGGCCUGGUCUAUCAUCGGUCGGUAAAGACUGGCGUUGCUCCAAGUCCAAGAUCGAAAUCCGACUCACCCCAUCGUCCCCAUGGCCCAGUGACCUGGUGACAGAGUCCUGGUACAGUGGUAGUCGGGACUACUGUACCGAAGAGGAAUCGUCACCCUCACCCUCCGCUCGAUCUCAACGCGCGUGUCGACAGACUCCACUGUUCCGUCCGUCAAUUUACGGACCAAGCGGCAGCUUCCGCGUCACGAACAAUCAACAUGCCGGUCAACAGAUCCAAGAACACCUGGGCCACGCGGAAGCCAUCAAAUGAUCGACGAGUCGUGUUCAAUCACAACGGUGGUGUGUCGGGUAAUGUACAGCUGCCGCCUGCUUGGUCCGACAUGAAGGUCGUGGGCAAAUCAGCCACACCACUGGCACCAGUAGCAGAAAGCACAGCAAGAGCGAAGACGACGGCAGGGCUGAGCAAUGGCCGAAGACAACAGCCAGCCACAACAACACUGUUGCGGCGAGGGCUGACGGGUGGAAGAGCACGACCAUUGCACAAUGCCGCUGGUAGACAGUCUGUCAAAACAGCUCCUGCUCAGGUUCAACAACAACAGCAGCAACAGCAGCAGCAGCAAACAAAACAAGAAGACGUUGAACAGAAUGCCAGUCAUGCCAAGGAAUCAACACACCAAAUCAGGACCGCACCGGCGGCUACUGAAGAGCAAGAUAAGGCACUGGGCCAUCAGCCUGUACCCAACAAACGAACUAGAGGUCAACACCACCCAAGGCCCAUUGUCCUGCCAUGUCGCAAUCCAGAGAAGUACGUGGCCAGAAUGAAACACGAUGGCCGCCUAGAUCAGAUCGAUCGUUUUCGCAAGGCCCACAACAUCGGGAGCGUGGAUGAUAACCUUGAUGAGACUAGUCCUGGUAAUGACAGGGGCAAUGCUGCUGCUGGCAGCACCCGCAAAGAAAAUGCUACUAGUCAGCGACCUGAUUUAAGUCACUCAGCCGGUCAAGGUCUGCAAGCCAAGAAGAGUGGAAACAGAUCUCACAGGUCGAGUGCCGGCAGCCGGCAAAAACAGUCCACGGUGCAGCCAGAGUGGGGUAUAGACCGAGCGGCGUGGUCCAAGAGUCAGAUAGUGGCGUUUACCUCGGCGCUGGCCAAGCAAGACUAUCUCUUCAAGCGCUGCGGAAUGACCCCGUACGCCGCUGGUGUGUUGGGCUACCCUGGUAUUCGGAUUGGCAACAUCAACCGACCGGAGAUAGAAAAAACAGAGUACGGCCAUUACAAGCCACCAGUGGACUACAGGACUAAGAAAGAAGUGCGUAGCGAUAUGGCCAAAUUCCGCAAUAAACUGCGAGGAGAGCUCAAUGGCUACAAAGAGAAACGUGCCAAGUAUCCUCCGCUCACCUGGGAUGAAAUGAUGCAGGAGCUGCAGGUGGGUAGCCGUAAGAACUAUGUUUACGAUGGAGAGAUUAGCCUUCCGAUACAACGGAAAGAGAAGAGGACAAAACUGGUGUACGACCCUACGGGUAUGGCCAUCCCAGUCACCUACGACUUCCAGACCUGCCUGACCUUCGACCGUGAAGUCCUCCGGCCGAAACGUGACGAGCGCAACUGGUACAGUGGAAGCGCCCAUCCCUCGGACUCGGACUGGGAGCAUGUGAUCCAACACGCCGAAGAACAUUACCAGGCCGAGGGAGAUGAUCUUGUAUAUGCCGCAGAGCGCACAGAGACAUCAGGCCUGCUUUGCAUUUGGUUUCGUGUGGGAACACGAGAGCAAUAUGUAGGUCCACAGGAAGACUGGAUAUAUGACAUCUAUAUUCAGGAUCUCACGUCUAGUCCCUUGGCACGGGUCCUACGUCAAAUCAAGCCAUACAUUUGCCCCAACAUUGUCAUGAACCCGCUGUGCAAGAAAGCAGUCUUUGCACUCCAGCUAGGCAAGGAGUUUCCCUGGCUGCGACCUGGAGACACAUUUCAUGAAAGGCCCUUGUCAUUGAUCAUUAAGGGAGGAAUGCCAGAUGAUCAGAGGAAGGUAUUGCUACAAAUAUCACUUUGCCUCGGUGCCCAACACAUAUGGAGGCUAGUUUAUAGAGACCAGCAGACUUCUGCCGAGCGACGCAACAAGUGGAGACAAGCUGAUGAAUUUCCACCUAACUCUGAGAAAACUAGUGGCAACACGGAGAACACAGAGAAUGUGCCUGAUGCCAAUGAGAAGAACAUUGUGCAACAGAAUGCCAGUGAAGAGAAUGCAAUGCUGGACAGAGCUGCUGCUGCUGGAGCAACACCACCUGUAGAAUCAACACAAUUGCGCACACCUCCCCUACUGACUGAGUCCCUGCUGCUCGCGCCGGCUGCUAGCGGGCAACACGCCCGAUCCCCGGCAGCGUACACUGGCGAGUCAGCCGGUACUAGCAUGCACAGAAAAUCCUCUCUGCACGACCCUGUGACCGGUCUGCUGAGCAGUCGCAGAAGCCGACAACACGGACACCAACGUCCAUUGGGGCGACCCUCAAGUGGUAGCAGGCAUGCCACAGAACCCAGCAACCCGGAAGAGUUCAGAAUGCUGAUGGAUUCCAUGCGCAAAGACAUCUUGCCACAAGCGAAGCCCCCAACAUCGUCUUGAACUUCAAUUGCCGAAGCCUGGCUCUGUAUAGCAAGCCCGUCAAAUAGAGCGACAUGACUGAGGUGUUUGGACCUUGAGUGUCUAGUCACCGUCUAUUGGCCACGAGUUAUGGCACACACGUAUAUAGCUCUACCUUCGUCUUGUUGUGCGAGCUUGGAAGCAAUGAUGCAUUUCUGAUGGUGCACUAGACUUUGCAGCGGUCAACAUACUAAGCCGGAAGGCUGAAUGGAGACGGGUCAUUGUGUCUUGCCUCCUUGCACUGUGUAUAAUUCAGAAUGUCUAGUGAAUUGAGUUUCAGGAUGGUUAUUGCUACUAAGUCUUGGUGUCAUCGUCACCAUGAAGCAGAUCUUCUAACGAAAAUAUCUCUCCUACAGUGUCUACUCAGUCCGUGGACAUGGUUUUGUUUUGUCCUCUGUGUCUCACAGUGUACUACUAGUAUUCUGUGUCAGAUCAUCGAGUCAAGAACAUGCACUGCUGCGGUCAAUUAGCGUGGCUGCCAUUGGGUCUUCCUAUGGCACACAUUGUGCG
This is a messenger RNA of Sycon ciliatum, 3205 nucleotides long. RefSeq lists its product as uncharacterized. NCBI's taxonomy places the organism in Eukaryota, Metazoa, Porifera, Calcarea, Leucosolenida, Sycettidae. The record is from RefSeq and is a predicted model, not a curated record. Bases 323 to 2677 code for a protein of 784 amino acids. The transcript has 12 exons.